AUGAGAUGGGACAAAUGGAGUGUGUGCGCACGCAGAGGAACAUUCGCAGCUAUCAACGGGAGUGGUGCAGUUAUCAACGGGAGUGGUGCAGUUAUCAACGGGAGUGGUGCAGCUAUCAACGGGAGUGGUGCAGUUAUCAACGGGAGUGGUGCAGCUAUCAACGGGAGUGGUGCAGCUAUCAACGGGAGUGGUGCAGCUAUCAACGGGAGUGGUGCAGCUACACCUGGAAAGAGAGGGAGGGGAGAUCCACCUCACUCCACCUCACCGCAUCCCCUCUCACCAUGCGGCAGUGAUGGCGAGCUGGUGCAGCUUUGCCUGGAAGUGCACGUUCAGCUGCCACUCGAGGAACACCAUGAGUGGUUCUGUGAGCAGAGAGAAGGAGGGGAGAUCCACCAGCACAGCGCACACUAA
Closterium sp. Naga37s-1 is the source of this 411-nucleotide messenger RNA. The record is from the annotation of a GenBank genome assembly. Lineage: Eukaryota; Viridiplantae; Streptophyta; Zygnematophyceae; Desmidiales; Closteriaceae.